Molecule: messenger RNA, 8737 nt
Organism: Acipenser ruthenus (sterlet)
Lineage: Eukaryota; Metazoa; Chordata; Actinopteri; Acipenseriformes; Acipenseridae
Gene: myrf
Product: myelin regulatory factor
Exons: 27
Coding region: 487-3636 (1049 amino acids)
Biological process (GO): protein autoprocessing; central nervous system myelin maintenance; positive regulation of DNA-templated transcription
Cellular component (GO): endoplasmic reticulum membrane; nucleus
Molecular function (GO): sequence-specific DNA binding; DNA-binding transcription factor activity
Source: RefSeq, a predicted model, not a curated record
AGAGAGAGCGCUACUUCAGUUUAGAGAUUUUACAGAACUGAGCGGGCAGACAGCGGUGUCCCCAGAAAUAAAAUAAUAAUUCGUUACCUUUAUUUUACCGUCUUCUGUCUGAAAAACAAGGACGUUGAAUCGUUGAACUUUCAGGGAUUGUGUGUUAUUUUUGUUCUGAGAGAGAGAGAGAGAGAGAGAGAGAGAGAGAGAGAGAGAGAGAGAGAGAGAGAGAGAGGGGGGCAUUGACUCAGCCGAUAAACACUCCCGGGGGUGAAACUUUCACCACAAGAGGGGAGAAACGAAGAAAAAUCACUGCGAGACACUUUCAUAUUGUGAAAGAGGCACAUCUGUAAGGACAGAAAGCUACACAUACCAAAGGAAGAGAGAAGGGGGACUGGUGAUUCCCGGAACGGCGAUGUGUGUGAGUCGUUUGUAGAGUUCGGGUUCGGUUCGGUUCAGAGUUUUACAUGGAUUUGCUGGAGUGGAGCCGCUAGAAUGGACGUGGUCGAUGAAACAGAAGCUUUGCAGAGAUUCUUUGAAGGUCACGAUAUCAACGGCGCUCUUGAGCCGGCGAACAUUGACACGAGCAUUCUGGAGGAGUACAUCAGCAAGGACGACUCGGCCGACAUCUGUUUCCCUGAGAUCCCUGCCAGCUAUUCGAACCCACAGCCAGGUGUGUCUGCAGGGGGUGUGUGUGUGGUGAGCAGUCCUCUGCCCAUCAGACAGGGGGCGCUGCUUCCCAAUCCCUGCCAGCCACCCUACCCUCCCCACCUGGGUCUGCUCAGCAAGGGCUACCCCUGCAUGGGCCCUGGGCCUCCCAUCAAGAGCGAAAGCAAGGGCCCCUACGCUCCUGGCACUUUACCUGAGUCCCCUCCCGAUUCCAGCUCGGAACCCUACUCCCCCCAGCAAGUGAAUGAUCAACACAUGCAUCGGACCAUGACCCCAGAGAACAUGUGUCACAUGACCCCUCCCACUCGUCUGGAGCACCAGGCCCCGCCCCCUCUCGGCCCCGCCCACAUGCAGGGCCCGCACCCCCACUAUCCCAGCAUGCCCCGGGACAUGUACAUGAAGGCGGAGCCGAUGAUGUCUCAGUAUUCGAUUGGCCCAGUGAUGGCGGCCGGGGAUAUUCAGCACAACCAGCAGGGCCAGAUGCUGCACCAGCUGCUACAACACCACCAGGGGGCACCAGAUGGGAUUCCUGUCCAUCAGGCAAAGAAGAGGAAGCACUCGGACUCACCCCCCAACACUCUUAACACUCAGAUACUCAACGGCAUGAUCAAGCAGGAGCCAGGGCUGAUGCAGGACAGCGACAGCUCCUACCUUGACCCCAACUACCAGUGCAUCAAGUGGCAGCCGCACCAGCAGAACAAAUGGGCUACGCUGUACGACGUGAACUGCAAAGAACUCCCCAUGCCCACGUACCGCGUCGACGCUGACAAGGGCUUCAACUUCUCGGUGCCUGAUGACUCCUUUGUGUGCCAGAAGAAGAAUCACUUCCAGGUCACCGUGUACAUUGGCAUGCUGGGAGAUCCCAAAUACGUGAAGACCAGCGAGGGGCUGAAAGCGAUCGAGUGCUUCUACCUGAAACUGAACGGGGUCAAGCUGGAAGCCAUGAACCAGACCAUCAACGUGGAGCAAUCCCAGUCCGACCGCAGCAAGAGGCCCUUCAAACCAGUGGUGUCACCCCUCUGUCUGUGUUGCAGGGUCACCCUCCCUCCUGAGCAGGUGACGAAGGUGACGGUGGGGCGGCUGCACUUCAGCGAGACGACAUCAAACAACAUGAGGAAGAAGGGCAAGCCCAACCCUGACCAGAGGUACUUCAUGCUGGUGGUAGCGCUGCAGGCCCAGUCUCAGAGUCAGAGCUACACUGUGACAGCGCAGGCAUCCGAGAGGAUCAUAGUGAGGGCCUCGAACCCGGGUCAGUUUGAGAGUGACAGUGACGUGCUCUGGCAGCGCGGUCAGCUCCCGGACACCGUGUUCCAUCACGGCCGUGUUGGGGUCAACACGGACCGGCCCGAUGAGGCUCUUGUCGUCCACGGCAACAUCAAGGUCAUGGGGUCACUCAUGCACCCCUCGGACAUCCGGACUAAGGAGAACGUGCAGGAGGUUGACACCACAGAGCAGCUCAAGCAUAUCUCCCAGAUGAGACUGGUCCACUACCAGUAUAGACCAGAAUUCGCUGCUACUGUGGGCAUCGACACCACUGCUGAGACAGGUGUGAUCGCGCAGGAAGUGCAGGAGAUUCUUCCCGACGCGGUGAAGGAGUCGGGCGACGUCGUGUUUGCGAACGGAGAGACCAUCGAGAACCUGCUGGUGGUGAACAAGGAUCGUAUCUUCAUGGAGAACGUAGGCGCGGUGAAGGAGCUCUGCAAGCUGACUGACAACCUGGAGACUCGAAUCGACGAGCUGGAGAGAUGGAGCAAGAAACUGGCCAAACUGAGGAGGCUGGACAGCAUGAAAUCAACUGUGAGCGGAGGAACUCUGAGCCAGUCAGGAAGUCAGUUUAGCCGGGCGGGAAGCGGGCCAUACAAGAAGAGGCCGCCCAAGGUGGGCAGCAAGAGUCCGAGCGUGUCCGAGCAGAGCUGUAUCAGCCACCGCUUCCUGCAGGGCACCAUCCUCGCACUGGUCAUCAUCAUGGCCUUCAGUGUCAUCUCCAUGUCCACGCUGUACGUGCUGACGCUGCACAACCGCAGUGAAAUCGACGCUGAAGGUUCGGUCGCCAUGGCUACCAUCUGCAUAGUGACCAUGUCCUGGAGGCAUGGUCUAAGUGCCACAGUCACACUCUGUCCACGGUCCGCUCCUGAUUUUGGCAAGUCCCGGCAGUCCACCUUUUCCCCGGACUUCCCUGGAACCACCCCCCCUUCGCAAGUCCCGCCCUCCCCUACUCUGUCAAAUCAGGACGUGUGCUGUUCCUCCAACCUUACCAUAACCAACCAAUCAGCAACCACCCUCUCCUUUAGCACUAACCAAUCCACUGCAGAUCCCAGUGCUCCCACCUCCACUGCUGGGAUGACCAAUAAGAAGGCUAAGUCCCGUCAGAGUGAGAAGGAGGGUCGGUUUCGGAGCCGGCUCACCCCCGCGCCGCCCCCUCACAGCACUCACAUCCAGGGCAAGUCCAAGAGACCGCCUGAGCUGGGGAGGGCAGCAAACACACUGCCGGGGGGCGGGCAAGACCUGCCCCUGCCCCUGCGCCAGCGCAGAGCAAAGACUGCCUGGCCGGACCCCGCUCUGAGCUCCCUGCGGAUUUUGGAGACAGACCAGCCAAUCACAGCGCAGCACUGCACCCUGCCUGAGUCAUGCAGCCCCGGUAACUACAGCUACACCGUCCUGCUGAGCAGCAACAGCACCGCGGGCCGAGUCGGACUCACCCUGGAGAUGAACUCCUCCUCUCCGCUGCUGGUGCUGCUGUGUGGGGUCAGCAGGGGGCGCCCCUGUGCCAAGAGCCUGGAUACACAGAGGGGCCUGGACAUGACCUCCACAAAGGGCAUGGCUCAUCGGUGGCCUCUAGAGGUUAUUCCAUUCCAUAACAUCGCGUAUCACUUCCGGGUCGCCAAGUCUCAGGAAGUGACCUGUGAAAGCAAGCACGUGGAGGCGGGACUACCCUUUGCCAACUACCACUUCCUGUUCCUGCAGGCGUGUGUCUGAAAGGGGAGUGUCUUACACCAGGUGCAUUGUGGGACAGAACCACUAUGUAUAUAUCUCCUUGCACUUCCUGUUUCCAGAGUGACCCCCACAGUAUCCUGUGCGGGGAGGGAGGGAGGGAGGGGGUCACCAUGCUGUACAUUAAAACAGCUUCAUUAUUGAGAGGUUCAAUCCAGCAGAGGACAAACCAGUUACAGGAGAUCCCUCCCCCUCCCCCUCCUCCUCCCCCCCUCCUCCUCCUCUACAAAACAACUUUGGCACUUGCUGUGUAUUUUUUUAAUUGUAUUUCUUGUCUCAUUUUAACUGACACUUUGUUUCAAGUGGCAUUAACUUCACUCUGUAAUCACACUGCAGCAACACACUGAUUACACUGUAAUUACACUGCAGCAACACACAGAUGACACUAUAAUUACACUGCAGCAACACACAGAUGACACUGUAAUUACACUGCAGCAACACACAGAUUACACUGUAAUUACACUGCAGCAACACACAGAUGACACUAAUCACACUGCAGCAACACACUGAUUACACUGUAAUUACACUGUAGUAACACACAGAUGACACUGUAAUCACACUGCAGUAACACGCAUUACGCUGUAGUUACAUUGUAGAAAUGCACUGUAAUUACACUGCAGCAACAAACAGAUUACACUGUAAUCACACUGCAGCAACACACAGAUUACACUGUAAUCACACUGCAGCAACACACAGAUUACACUGUAAUCAAACUGCAGCAACAGACAGAUUACACUGUAAUCACACUGCAGCAACAAACAGAUUACACUGUAAUCACACUGCAACAACACACAGAUUACACUGUAAUCACACUGCAGCAACACACAGAUUACACUGUAAUCACACUGCAGCAACACACAGAUUACACUGUAAUCACACUGCAGCAACACACAGAUUACACUGUAAUCACACUGCAGCAACACACAGAUUGCACUGUAAUCACACUGCAGCAACACACAGAUUACACUGUAAUCACACUGAAGCAACACACAGAUUGCACUGUAAUCACACUGCAACAACACACAGAUUACACUGUAAUCACACUGCAGCAACACACAGAUUGCACUGUAAUCACACUGCAGCAACACACAGAUGACACUAAUUACACUGCAGGAACACAAAGUGUAAUUAAAGAAAAGCCUGAUCAGUAAUGGGCCAAUUAUUUUUAUACAAAUUCUAUUUAUGUUACAAGCCGCCUUUCCUUUGCACCAAGUGAACAGCAGCAGAGUCUGACUGGCUUUCGAGGCUGCUGCAUGUGAACAGUGUGAUCAGAGUUAUAACAGUGCCACUGAAACACAAGUGUCCUGCUUCUACUUCUAUACUCCAGCACUUGUAUAAUAAUAAGGAUGGCUAACUGGAUUGUGAUUAGCAGUUACACUGGAUUGUACUGGUCUGAACUGGGUUUCAACACCACACGGAACUGACUUUGGACUACUGCUGGGAAUAGCAGAUAAAACACUGGACAUCUCGUAGCAACUGCACUGGAUAGGAAUCAUACUGGAGUCCAGAAUCACCUCAUGCAUAUUGAAAUCUAACAAGUGAUACACAGUGUAUGCAUAUUGAAAUACACACAUGCAAGCAUAAUUCACUGCACUGAAAUCCUGCUGUUAAUUCAAACAGAGCAUCUCAGAGUGUUGGUUUUAAUGUCUUUCUUAUUAGGACUGUGUCUCCUUACACUGCCCCGACGCUCAACUCCAAGCUAUGUGGAUAUGCUAAGUUUCCCAGGAGAUUAAGCUUGUAGAGUUUCUCAAUAAUAUAAUAAGAUAAAAAGAGGUGCCUCUAGUACAGGCUACUGCUGAUGAUUCAUCUCAAAGCAACACUGUCACUGGGCAGGUAUCCUCGCUCCAGUCAAUGCAUCUCAUACAGGUAGUUCUACACUGUGUUUAUUCAGACCAGGGCGGGUGUGAAGCACACCCCUCAUCUCAUACAGGUAGUUCUACACUGUGUUUAUUCAGACCAGGGCGGGUGUGAUGCACACCCUUCAUCUCAUACAGGCAGUUCUACACUGUGUUUAUUCAGACCAGGGCGGGUGUGAUGCACACCCCUCAUCUCAUACAGGCAGUUCUACACUGUGUUUAUUCAGACCAGGGCGGGUGUGAUGCACACCCCUCAUCUCAUACAGGCAGUUCUACACUGUGUUUAUUCAGACCAGGGCGGGUGUGAUGCACACCCCUCAUCUCAUACAGGCAGUUCUACACUGUGUUUAUUCAGACCAGGGCGGGUGUGAUGCACACCCCUCAUCUCAUACAGGCAGUUCUACACUGUGUUUAUUCAGACCAGGGCGGGUGUGAAGCACACCCCUCAUCUCAUACAGGCAGUUCUACACUGUGUUUAUUCAGACCAGGGCGGGUGUGAAGCACACCCCUCAUCUCAUACAGGCAGUUCUACACUGUGUUUAUUCAGACCAGGGCGGGUGUGAAGCACACCCCUCAUCUCAUACAGGCAGUUCUACACUGUGUUUAUUCAGACCAGGGCGGGUGUGAAGCACACGCCUCACUUCCUGUGCAUCACUUUAAACGUGUCUCACUUCCUGCACCGCCCAACAAAGAAGCAGCACUAUGCAAACUCACACACUGUGGACCAAAGGACUUAGAUAUUCCAAAAACAGAACGACCUUUAACCUCCCCAAACUGUGAGCUCCUGCUGGGCCAGGAUGCAGUCUGGUAGGGGUGGGGUUGGGGGUGCAAUAUCGCCUCUUUCACCCCCCACCCAACCGCGCCUCCCAAACAAAGUUAAAGACGUGUUCUUAUUGUUACACUGUGUUCUGAAGCUUUACUGUUACAAAACCAAACACUGGAAAGAGACCGGAGAGUCCAUGCUGACAGACAGAGCGUUCUGAGAGAAUGUUCCGAGACAGACAGAGUGUUCUGCGAGAAUGUUCCGAGACAGACAGAGCGUUCUGAGAGAAUGUUCCGAAACAGACAGAGCGUUCUGAGAGAAUGUUCCGAGAUAGACAGAGCGUUCUGAGAGAAUGUUCCGAAACAGACAGAGCGUUCUGAGAGAAUGUUCCGAGACAGAGCGUUCUGAGAGAAUGUUCCGAGUCAGACAGAGCGUUCUGAGAGAAUGUUCCGAGACAGACAGAGCGUUCUGAGAGAAUGUUCCGAGACAGACAGAGCGUUCUGAGAGAAUGUUCCGAGACAGACAGAGCGUUCUGAGAGAAUGUUCCGAGACAGACAGAGCGUUCUGAGAGAAUGUUCUGAGACACACCGAGCGUUCUGAGAGAAUGUUCCGAGACAGACAGACAAAGUGUUCUGGAAUGAGGUCACAGAGACAGGCUGCACUAAGAGGUGAUGCUACCUCGGUCACCCCGCUCCGUAGGGGCAGUGCUGUCUCUCGUGAAGGGAUGGAGGGCUUUACUCUCCAGCAGGGUCGAUCCCUCACUUUUUACAAGCACUACAUUGAAAUGUUUUACACUGUAUUUUUGGCAGAGCACAUAAAAGUAAAAAAUCGAAAAAAAUUCAAACAUCAAUUAAACUAAAUGUAUACACACUGACGUCACUUAUCAUAGUGGAAGGUAGACAGCACAUCUUCAGUGUAGGACUAUAAGUUAUAACUGCAAGAUUAUAAUUAUUUAGUGGUUUUUUUUUUUUUUUUGGUAAUGUAGGAAAAUGGCAUUCUACAGCUUUAUUUGUUGUUUUGUUUUUGUGUAAAUAUAAUGCGCCUAUAAGACACCCUGAAAUAGGAACUGUGCUGCGGAGAGCUGUGUGCUCAGUCUUUGUCGUGCCAAAUCUCACAGCCCAAACUAAUCUCACCAUUGGGAUUAACAAACAACACCCUGCUCCUUAGCCAUAGCGUGGGUGUGAGAGAGUGACAGUGUGUGAGAGAGAGCGAGAAUGAGAGCGAGUGUGAGACAGUGAUAGGGAGUGUGUGAGAGGGAGAGUGAGUGUGUGAGGGAAUGCGAGAGAGAGUGCGUGUGAGUGAUAGGGAGUGUGUGAGAGAGAGAGAGUGAUAGGGAGUGUGUGAGAGAGAGUGUGAGGGAAUGCGAGAGAGAGUGCGUGUGAGAGUGAUAGGGAGUGUGUGAGAGAGAGAGAGAGUGAUAGGGAGUGUGUGAGAGAGAGUGUGAGGGAAUGCGAGAGAGAGUGCAUGUGAGAGUGAUAGGGAGUGUGUGAGAGAGAGAGAGUGAUAGGGAGUGUGUGAGAGAGAGUGUGAGGGAAUGCGAGAGAGAGUGCGUGUGAGAGUGAUAGGGAGUGUGUGAGAGAGAGAGUGAUAGGGAGUGUGUGAGAGAGUGUGAGGGAAUGCGAGAGAGAGUGCGUGUGAGAGUGAUAGGGAGUGUGUGAGAGAGUGUGAGGGAAUGCGAGAGAGUGCGUGUGAGAGAGUGAGUGUGUGAGGGAGAGAGUGUGUGAGAGGGCGAGACAGAGAGAGGGAGUGUGUGAGAGGGAGCGAGUGUGUGUGCGAGGGUUUCUUUAAGCCAGACGGUGGGUGUGAGGGUGAGAGGGUUGGUAGAACACUACUCCUAACCCAGCGAGAGGGAGGCGAGUGUGAGCCCCAGACCCCUGUGUUGCUCACAGUUAAGAGUCCUGCAGUUUCAAUGCUUUCAGGACCCAGCCCUCCGAAUUGGGCAAAGUGCUUGACCAAAGCAGCAGAAACGAAAUCAGGGGCUUCAAGAAUAAAAACACAAGCUUGUUAAAAAAAAUAAAAACAUAACUUUUAUUAAAAUCUACUACAUGGAAAGUAAAGCUUAAAGCUGGUGUAAAUAUGUAUUGUACUGAUCUUGCUGUUGCAAUCUGAUUUUUAUUAUAAUUUUUUUUAAAUUUAAAUUCUUUGAAAUUUUACAAUCACUGAUUUGUAACCCUUUGUAUAUGACCACACACGUCGUUCUAUAUCUGAGCUCAGUGUCACCUGCCCUGUGCGGAGCUGUGUGAUGCUCUAACAGGUCUCUGUACCAUUAUUACUGUGUCGUUAUUAUUAUUAUUAUUACUGCUUUGCUAUUUAUUGUGCGGUUCUUUCACAGCUGAUUCGUUACUUUUCCCUGAAUUAUGGAAAUGAAAUCUCUGUAACUCUUUGCUGAAGCUUCUAUGCAUUGUUAACAUGUUUCUUGUUUACUUUUGUUUUUCUUAUUUUUUUAAUACAAUAUUCUUUAUUCUCA